This is a messenger RNA of Branchiostoma belcheri (Belcher's lancelet), 5154 nucleotides long. Its product is annotated as RNA polymerase II elongation factor ELL-like. NCBI's taxonomy places the organism in Eukaryota, Metazoa, Chordata, Leptocardii, Amphioxiformes, Branchiostomatidae. The record is from RefSeq and is a predicted model, not a curated record. Gene Ontology annotation, cellular component: transcription elongation factor complex. Gene Ontology annotation, biological process: positive regulation of transcription elongation by RNA polymerase II; snRNA transcription by RNA polymerase II. Gene Ontology annotation, molecular function: cis-regulatory region sequence-specific DNA binding. Bases 45 to 326 code for a protein of 93 amino acids. The transcript is spliced from 2 exons.
ACUACCCACCAAUCUCGAAAUACGACCAGCGGCAGUCUUACAAGAUGGACUUCAACCGGGAGUACGAGGAGUACAAGCAGCUGUACGCCAACAUCCAGAAGGUUUCGCAGAGAUUCAGCGACCUGGAGGCGGAGCUGCGAAAGCUGCCUGAAGGGAGCAAUAACUACAAGAGAAUACAGAAACAAGUCCUGCAGGAAUACGACAAGAUCCAAGCUGAUCAAAAGUACCAGGGCCAGAAGAGACGGUGGAAGGACCUCCAUGCCAAACUGGCUCACAUCAAGAAUUGUAUACUAGAAUACGACAGGGCCAACUUCCCCUGCACAUAGCCAGAAGGGUACCUCUUCACCACAACAUAUCUCUUGUUCACGGACUUACGAUGUGGAAAUGAAGCAUUAGGACUGGAUAAUUAUGGCAUCGCACUCCGCCGGCCUCGUUACUCCCCGACAAUCCUCAUAGAAACAAUCACAACGGUGCGUCGCUUCCAAUCAACACCAGCAUUGAUAAAUAUAGAACUAGACCGGUAUAUGAUGAAUUACGAUCAGAGCCUUGUAGCUGUCGAUUUUCCCCACCGAAGUCCUUCAUUUGUUGUGGCACGACUCUUGUCUGCAAGGCUAACUGCGAGUGUCAGAAAAGUUGACAUCGAUGCCGUUAUCCAUAAGCUUAUGAAUCAAUUCAUCCAGCGACUGCUGCACCAAGUCAGUACCCGGGUGGAUAAGUGAGGAAUAUUUAUGAGUUCCACUGUCCCAGGGUCCCGGCACGUUGGGAAGUGGGAAGUAGAGAUGUUCAGUGGAGUGUGGUGCCAGCGAGGACUUGGACUUACCCCCUGUGUCACCCGCUGUGGCCUCGAGGAAUCAGCCUGCUAGGAAAAAUCUCCCAGGUGGAAUGUGUUAAAUGCAGGGCUCGUAACCACGACUUGAAAAGCAGGGAAGGUGUGUAAUCUUCCUGUCAGUUACUUGUUCAAACUUUCCCGUCCUGUUUCAAAAAAGCUUCACCUAUUCGCAGUUCAGUGGUCGCAGUCACUGUCUGGCCUUCUUGCUGACUGACGAAGAUUGGAAGGGUCACCUGUUGUGUGUCUAAUGCAUUCAGCACAACUAUAAUUAGCCCAGAGAAUAAAUGAAUAAAGGAAAAGAAAAAAAAGGAAAUGCAAGCAAAAGAUGAUCAGCCGACAGCAAGACGUUUGCUGGGACAGGUGUUUCAAGAAGUUGGCAGUAAGCACAUAUUGUACUUCUGCCCCACAUCCAAAAGAAAGAAAGGAUGUCUUUUGCAAAUUGUUCUUGCUACUAGUAGCACGGAAAGUGCCAAGUCUCACCAAGCCAAUGCCAGGCUUCAAGUACAGCACAAACAGGAAAUUUCCUCUCUUUGGGAGGAAGUUUUCCAACCUCGAGGUCACAGUGCGUGGCACAGCCCCAAAAAAGUACUAUUUGCUUUUGCUGCUGCAAUUAAUUGAUAUCCAAGUACAUUGUAUUAAUAUUAUUGUUAUCCUAUAAUAACUAGGUAUAUUUAAUGUGUAAAUACACUAGGCCAACAGGGCUAGGACUAGUAGCUCAAUUUACCCCUGAACAGUAUUGUCCCUCCUUGAGCAUUUGCUGUGAGAGGAUUUUUUUUUUUCAGUCUUUCCUUUUCUUAGCGUACAUGACCUUGCACAGGUAGCAAUUCCACACCAAUGAUUGCAGUAAUCAGGAAAACUGGAUGCGUGGACACGGUCUAUUAAGUGCGGAUGAGAAACCCUCGCCUACACGCAGAGUUCCACUUUCUUAGAUAUGUUAAUCCGAGGCAUAAGGAAACAGCGGAUCUUAAGCCCCCAGCAGGUUCCCUUAUACACUUUCCAAUCAUGGCGGGGUUUUUGCACAACCAAAGUUUUUUUUCGAGGGUAGCGGGGCUCUGUUCCACCACUACGCGGCACGACUUUGUUAACUCAGCUGAAGCAGCAAUCUCGGCUUGAACCUGGGGGCAACAAACAACGUGGCGGGAAUUCCCUGGGAGGAAAACUUCUCAUAAAGUGUUACACCUUUUCCAAGGCCAUCUUUGGACUGCAUUUGGCCCAGGGCAUUCCCUCUGGAAUGUGCAUGUGGUACCCCACCUCAGGCUAUGUAUGCCCACUCCACUAACACAAUCUUGUGAUCAUAUCUUAUUGACCCUGCAGCUUUCCUUUGUACAACAGUCUUCCUAUAAUGAGGAAAAAAAGACUGUUGUUUGAUAUUGUUAUCUCCUACUUACAAUGUAGUUGCUUUCAACGUACCGGUAGUUGCUUUAAUCACUGAAAACAUUGGGAAAAGUGCUGUUUAUAUCUAUAAAACCCCUAUGAUAUAACACAGCAAGUCAACAUAUCACUUGCAUUAAUAUAUCUAUGUGAACACACAUGCAUAUACCUUUGAUUUAGAUUAUACCCGCAUGCAUUAUGCAUAUUUCCUUGGACAUGUUGGCCCAUUUUUAUUUUGUUGAUAUGUUCUUUUGACUGUAAACUCAAGGAUACCGGCCGUCUCAGUCCCUUAAAACCUUGAAGUACGCCAGAAUUUUACGGUCUGUAGCAGAGUUUUCCUCUAUCAAAGACGAGUUUCAUCCUCAGAGAAACACUCCAAAUGGAAGCAGUGAAAAAAAGAGUGCUGAGUCAGUGCCAUAAAAGAUUUCGCCAGAAAAUUGUUUGGCAUUUGAGGAGAAGCUUAUGUUGCAAAUGAGUGAUUUGAUGUCUCAUUUCCGCACAGUUUAUGAUUGUGUGCAGCCAGACUCUGCCGUAAAAUGUGCCGGGCCUCACAUGGGUGAACAUAUCGCCGGCUGUAAAACUAAUUCUUCUGCAGUGGCAACAGUAAAAACAUUCCUGUAAGAGCUCUGAGAUUAAUACCGCGUUCCCCUCGGAACUGUAUUUCACUUGCCAUCAAGCAAAUUGCCACACGGGUAAGCCUGUAUGAUUCGAUUUGGAAAAUGUCCAAUAUGAGGCGAGUCCCUUCUUCUUCUGAAUCAUGAAGACCCAAUGCAAUACAUACUUUCAAUAAUGGUUCCACGUAACAACUGCUGCACGUACAUUCUUUGCUCGUUCCCACAGAUCAGAUUUGAGUUUCAUGCUGUUAGCCAAAGAUCCAAGAGCAACAUUCCUACAGAUAGCAAGCAAUUCUAUUCCAGUAGUGCCAUUCCUUGCAUUCAACAACUCUAAGACUCAUCCUUGUAUUGUGUUCUCUGAGUGGGUCUGUUGUUUUCAAUGUACUGUACAUUUUUCACCUGUUGAUUUUAUCUUCUUCACCAUAACAUCUCUGAUAUCAAAGUUCUACUACCCUAACAUCCCACCACUGGUAGUGUUUUAGCAAAAGAAAAGUACUGAGUUGAACCAAGGACGUUUUAUAACGUCCUAUAUGUUGAACUUUUGGUAGCCUGCAUGUAUUUUGGCCUGCAUUUCUGUACUGCCAAAACAGUUUAAGACUGUGCUUCAAGAAUGGUUCUCAGAGAAUGGUGUGAUGUAACGUAUGACAGUGCUAUAAUCACUAGCCCAGUGGGGGGUACUGCUAUCCACAUCUACAACAUAAAACCACUUUCACAGCAGCUGGAGAUUAAUCGCUUUAGAAGAGAAGUUUUUUUUUAUGUUUGAAUAUGGUACUUGAACUGUACAUUGUGCUGUAAUGUGGUGUGGGUUAAAACAGAUCUUCUCAUUGACUGAACAACACAAAAAGUUGCCGUUUCCCCACGUUAUCUCUGCACCCAGGUACGCUCAAAUGUUGGAAUUGAUGUGAAGUGUUGGCACAUCAUUCUGUACUGGCGACCUCUCAGCAAAGACCAGUACAGAUGGAGACUUUUUGUGGUCUGUUCUUUUCAAGGUCUCCUCUUUGGAACCAUAGAUCAAGACUUCAUCAAACCAUUAUACCCUCCAGUUAUUCAGAUUUCUGUGUAGCCAUCCUGAUUAGGUUAUAUCCACUCUGAAGAAUGGUAAUACCAUAUGCACUCCAAGGGUUGAAACUAUUGUGAAAGGGUCCCAGGCUAACCUCUGUCAGAAUUGUAUACUAACUGUAUGGCCACAAUGGCAGGACAAAUCAGGAGUUCUAACCAGAAUACAGAAUGUUUUAAAAACAAAUUGGAGACUGUAGAGCAGUCUUUGGAUGUAGCAGAACUUUUUUUGCACGACUCUUUCUCUCCCUUUUGUGACACAGACCCAUGUAUGAAACGAGACAGCCGUGGCGUCCCAGAACUAAAGAACAAAUACGUGAUUAUGCCACAUGCAGUCUGAAAGGCAUGAAGGAUAGAUAGCAAAGUCACACAAAGUCAGGGCACGACGGAAUAUUCCGGCAAAAGUGCAUGGACAUUAAGAUAUUCUAUUCCCCCAUCACAUUGAGCCUGAUAACUACCUAGUGCCACGUUAGAAGUUACACAUUAGGUAUUGCAACUUAUCUUCAGACUGCACGCUCUGCUAGUGAUCAAGAUAUCGCUUCUUAGUCACCCAGGGUAAGCCCAGGGAUACUUUGCAAUGCCACUGGCGUGAUCUUAAUUUGCAAAUUGAUUGGAUCCCCGUGUCGUGAUUGUGUAAGGAUGAGCUCCUUUGUUCAGCAGUAAUUGUGUAUUAAUAUAAAAAUUGAAUUUGAAUUGAACUGCCCUGUAUUGUGUUGUGUUGGACGAAGGUGUGCUAAAUUAGCAAAAACUUUUUUGUCAAAGACAAGUAACAAAAAUGAUAUUCUAUUUAUUGUAUUUAAUUACUUGUUAUUCCCUAAUUUUGAGAAAUGACAAUAUGCAUUUUCCUAUUUGCUGAUUUGUGUUAUUAAUAAGUACUUUGUUUCAAGAAGGUGGACUUACAUGAAUGCAAGAAUUGACCAGCUCUGUUUUGAUUGUGACUCAAAUUAUGCAAAGAAAUGAUGUACCAGUGGCUUCUAACCUAUACGAUAUUCCUUCCCUUAAACUGACACAACAUUGUUUUUAAGUUCAGGUUUGUUGAGUUCACAAAAUAAUGAACUAAGACUGUCGUAAGCCACUACAAAAUUUUGUUUUGAAAUUUUCAACAAGGGAAGCAGGAACCUGUUUUUUCCUAUGUGACCGUAACAGUAUUUCAUAACCAUCUAACGUCGACCACUUGUUCUCUUUUUUUUAAGUUGGAAAGAGAUGAGAGCAUUUUAUUGACAUGUACUAUGUAUGUGUGACAAGAAGCUUCUGCAAUAAAGGCGAGAAACGAGCAGUUCAAAA